UGCUGGUGACGUUCACGGCCGAACGGGCCGGGCGGGCUACACAGAACCUAGUGCUUCCGCGCACUCCGGGGUCGGUGGGGCUCCGUGGCGGUGGCUGCGCUUUGCGGAGUUUCGCUCCCUCCGUCACCUCGCCCGUUCUGUCUCACGGAGUCCGGCUUGGCCUGCGUUCCUGUCGGAGUCCAAGGAAAGGUGAAGAACGGAUGUCAUCAUGUCUGGAAUCAAGCGGACGCUCAAAGAAACUGACCCUGACUAUGAAGAUGUAUCUGUGGCCCUUCCAAAUAAGCGGCACAAAGCAAUUGAGAGUUCAGCUCGAGAUGCUGCUGUACAGAAGAUUGAGACUAUCAUCAAGGAACAGUUUGCACUUGAAAUGAAGAAUAAGGAACAUGAAAUUGCAGUCAUUGACCAGCGACUGAUUGAGGCAAGAAGGAUGAUGGAUAAACUUCGUGCCUGUAUUGUAGCGAACUACUAUGCUUCUGCAGGACUUCUAAAAGUUUCUGAGGGAUCAAAAACAUGUGAUACAAUGGUUUUUAAUCAUCCUGCUAUCAAGAAAUUCUUGGAAUCACCAUCCAGGUCGUCAUCUCCUGCCAAUCAGAGAUCAGAAACACCAUCAGCCAAUCAUUCUGAAAGUGAUUCUUUAUCUCAGCACAAUGACUUCUUAUCCGACAAAGACAAUAACAGCAAUAUGGAUAUAGAGGAAAGACUCUCAAACAACAUGGAACAGAAGCCAAGUCGAAAUACUGGAAGGGACCCUUCUAGUGUUUCUGGCUCCCAUAAAACAGAGCAGCGGAAUGCUGAUCUCACAGGAGAUGAGACUUCACGACUUUUUGUAAAGAAAACAAUAGUAGUGGGCAAUGUGUCCAAGUAUAUACCGCCCGAUAAAAGAGAAGAAAACGACCAGUCAACACACAAAUGGAUGGUGUAUGUCCGAGGAUCUCGUAGGGAACCCAGCAUUAAUCAUUUCGUCAAGAAAGUUUGGUUCUUCCUUCAUCCCAGCUAUAAACCGAAUGACCUUGUGGAAGUUAGAGAGCCUCCUUUUCAUCUGACCAGAAGAGGCUGGGGUGAAUUUCCUGUCAGAGUUCAAGUUCACUUUAAGGACAGCCAGAACAAGCGGAUAGAUAUCAUACAUAAUCUGAAGCUGGAUAGAACUUACACUGGCUUACAGACUCUUGGAGCAGAGACGGUCGUGGACGUUGAGCUGCACCGGCACUCUCUCGGAGAAGACUCUGUUUACCCUCCGUCCUCUGAGUCAGAUGUCUCUGAUGCCCCACCGUCUUUGCCUUUGACCAUUCCAGCCCCAGUGAAGGCCUCCUCACCAAUAAAGCAGUCUCAUGAACCAGCACCUGAUACCUCUGUGGAGAAAGCAGGAUUCCCAGCCAAUACUGAAACUGAGAGACACACUACAUUUUACUCUUUGCCAUCUUCAUUGGAACGAACACCCACCAAAAUGACAACAUCCCAGAAGGUUAUGUUUUGUUCUCAUGGCAAUUCAGCUUUUCAGCCAAUAGCAUCGAGCUGCAAAAUUGUGCCACCGAAUCAGGCUCCUAAUCCUGAGUCACCUGGGAAAUCCUUCCAGCCCAUCACCAUGAGCUGCAAGAUUGUUUCAGGUUCCCCUAUAUCAACACCAAGUCCAUCACCAUUGCCUCGAACCCCAACUUCCACUCCAGUCCAUGUGAAGCAAGGCACCGCCAGCUCUGUUAUCAGCAAUCCUUACGUUAUCAUGGACAAGCCAGGGCAGGUGCUUGGAGCCGCCACCCCCACUACAGGAAGUCCUACAAACAAGCUCUCCACUGCCUCUCAGGCCUCCCAGGAAACAGGUUCCCCUAUUCCUAAAAUUCAUGGAAGUAGUUUCGUAACCUCUACUGUUAAGCAGGAAGACUCUUUGUUUGCAUCUAUGCCACCUCUUUGCCCAAUUGGGAGUCACCCUAAGGUUCAAAGCCCCAAACCUAUAACUGGAGGACUUGGAGCCUUUACCAAAGUAAUCAUCAAACAGGAACCUGGUGAAGCCUCUCACGUGCCCACAACAGGAGCUGCCAGCCAGUCACCACUCCCUCAGUAUGUGACUGUGAAAGGGGGUCACAUGAUAGCUGUGUCCCCUCAAAAACAGGUCAUAACUGCUGGAGAAGGGACUGCCCAGUCACCAAAGAUGCAGCCCUCCAAGGUCGUUGGGGUGCCAGUUGGGUCUGCUUUACCUUCAACAGUGAAACAGGCUGUGGCCAUCAGUGGCAGCCAGAUCCUUGUAGCCAAGGCCAGCUCUUCCGUCGCCAAAGCAGUUGGUCCAAAGCAAGUUGUGACCCAAGGAGUUGCCAAAGCAAUUGUGAGUGGAGGUGGAGGAACCAUUGUCGCUCAGCCAGUGCAAACCUUGACCAAGGCUCAGGUCACUGCUGCUGGCCCUCAGAAGAGUGGACCCCAGGGUUCAGUGAUGGCAACAUUGCAGCUACCAGCCACUAAUUUGGCCAACUUGGCAAAUUUGCCACCUGGCACAAAACUCUACCUCACAACAAACAGCAAGAAUCCUUCAGGAAAAGGAAAACUGUUGCUGAUCCCUCAAGGAGCCAUCCUGCGAGCCACCAAUAAUGCGAACCUACAGUCUGGCUCAGCUGCCAGUGGAGGUGGUGCUGGUGCAGGAGGAGCAGGUGGUGGCAGUGGAGGUGGCAGCAGCGCAGGAGGAGGGGCAGCAGGAGGGACCCAAAGCCCCGCCGGGCCUGGAGGGAUAGCUCAGCACUUGACGUACACGUCUUACAUCCUCAAGCAAACACCUCAGGGUACAUUUUUAGUUGGCCAGCCAUCACCCCAGACAUCUGGAAAACAGCUGACCACUGGGUCAGUGGUCCAAGGAACACUGGGAGUCAGCACAUCUUCUGCACAAGGUCAACAAACAUUAAAAGUCAUCUCUGGACAGAAAACCACUUUGUUUACCCAGGCAGCCCCUGGAGGACAGGCAUCUCUAAUGAAAAUAUCUGAUGGCACACUGAAGUCUGUGCCAGCCACCUCGCAACUCUCAAAGCCGGGAACCACAAUGCUGAGAGUCGCAGGAGGGGUUAUCACAGCUGCCACUUCUCCAGCUGUGGCCCUCUCAGCAAAUGGUCCUGCACAGCCGUCCGAAGGAACAGCUCCCAGCUCAUCAUCAACUAUAGGUUCCAUAAUGAAAACUUCUGCGCAGCAGCCGGUGUGUGUGAGCCAGGCCACCAUGGGGACCUGCAAGGCUGCUGCUCCCUCUGUCAUCGGUGCCACGUCCCUCGUGUCCACACCAAACCCCAUCUCCGGAAAGGCUACAGUAUCAGGAUUGUUAAAGAUUCACUCCAGUCAGUCCAGUCCCCAGCAGGCUGUCCUGACGAUCCCCAGCCAGCUCAAGCCACUCAGUGUAAAUGCAUCUGGAGGUGUGCAGACUAUACUGAUGCCUGUGAAUAAGGUGGUUCAGUCAUUUUCUGCCAGCAAAUCACCUACCGUUCUGCCUGUAGCUGCCCCAGCUCCAGUUGUCUCCAGCUCUGCACCAGCACCUGUCACCAAAGUGAAGACCGAACCAGAAACUCCUGGACCAAGCUGCCUCUCUCAGGAGGGUCAGACAGCAGUGAAAACAGAAGAAAGUUCUGAGCUGGGAAACUAUGUUAUUAAGAUAGACCAUUUGGAGACUAUCCAGCAGCUCCUAACGGCAGUGGUGAAGAAGAUCCCGCUGAUCACCGCAAAGAGUGAGGAUGCCAGCUGUUUCUCUGCGAAGUCUCUGGAGCAGUACUACGGCUGGAACAUCGGAAAGCGGAGGGCUGCCGAGUGGCAAAGAGCAAUGACAAUGAGAAAAGUCUUACAAGAAAUACUGGAGAAGAACCCAAGAUUUCACCACCUGGCACCCCUUAAGACCAAGCACAUUGCUCACUGGUGUCGCUGCCACGGCUACACCCCACCUGACCCCGAGAGCCUGAGGAGUGACGGGGACUCGAUCGAGGACGUGCUGACCCAGAUUGACAGUGAGCCGGAGUGCCUGUCGUCGUUGUCCUCCGCCGACAGCCUGUGCCGGAAGCUGGAGGACCUCCAGCAGUUCCAGAAGAAGGAGCCGGAGAACGAAGAGGAGGUGGAUGUCCUCAACCUGUCAGAGCCGGCACAGACAAACGUCAAAAAAGAACAGGAGGAGAAGCAGGAAGAAAUGAAAUUGUACCUGCCACCAACACCAGGGUCGGAAUUCAUUGGUGACAUCACCCAGAAGAUCGGGAUCACCCUGCAGCCCGUGGCGCUUCACAAGAACGUGUACGCAUCGGUGGUGGAGGACAUGAUUUUAAAGGCCACGGAGCAGCUGGUGAGCGACAUCCUGAGACAAGCGCUGGCAGUCGGGUACCAGGCAGCGCCCCACAACAGGAUUCCCAAAGAAAUUACAGUGAGUAAUAUUCAUCAGGCCAUCUGCAACAUUCCUUUCCUGGACUUCCUCACAAACAAACACAUGGGGAUCCUGAAUGAAGACCAGUGAGUGGCAGGAAGGUGCCCCUGCAGGAGCGGGAUCUGGAGCUGCAUCCGAAGCGUCAGACCUCAAUGACUCUCAUGUUUGGAGCCAGGGGUGGUUUUCCGUGCCUCGGAGCAUCCCGGCCACCAGCCCCCUGCCUCCACCUGACUCGCUGUGUCACCAGAGUGCUCAGUCCUGGGCUGGGUGCCUUCAGGACAGUCCCCUGACUCCAUAGUGAAGCCCGGGGCGCAUGCUCUGUCAGCUGGCGUUCCUUCACUCCGUGCAGCUCCGCGAGCGGCUCCCUGAGCUGGGCGGGGCCCUGUGUCUUGGGCUCUUCUCCCCUUGGGGUGUCCUCAUGGGGGCACCUUGGGCCCAGGUUUCCCUCCAGGAGUCAGAACAUGAAUCUGGCAGGCUAGAGACCUCACCCAUGCUGUGGGGUGGGGUUCCAAGCAGCCCCCCAGUCACCCUGGUUACCUCUGGAGAAGGACUAGGCUUCAGCCUGGGGCGGUGGCCGCAGCGUGGGGGUCUGCGCUCAGUCCACGUGCAUCAGACUUUGUGCAGAAGACACAAAGGCCUGGGAAGUUGCAGACAGAGCAGAACUCUGCUUUUGCAGAGCACAGGAGCACUGCUCCAACCAGUCUGAGAGACGAGGGGUAGACAAGCCCAGGUCAGGGGAUGGGCCAAUCCCAGCCCUGGCCUGGAAACAUUCGACUACAAGCAGGAGCUUACUGUGUUCGCAGUAGACAAUACCCGCAGACCCCGGGCUCUCGGCAGGCUGGUGCGCGCUCUGCCUGUGCCCGGCAGAGAGCUGGUCCUCGCCGUGUGCGUGGUCAGCAGCAGCUUCUGCUGCCCGUCCGUGCUGGGCGAUGGGGGACCAGCUCCUGCGACAGGCCCGCUGGGGUCGUCCUUGAGUUCAUGUCCUGUUCCUCUCAAGUUUUUCGCAAGAAGGAAGGGGCUUCCAAGAAAACAGUUGUGAGUGCCUUAAGGGUAGAGAAAUGCCUGCUGAAGCCCAAAGACAGGGGAGUCUGCUCAGAGGCCGUGAGAAAAGAUUGUGUGUGGAGAGGAGGAGGAAGGUGUUUUAGCCGUCUACCUGGAUGAUGUCUGGUUCCGUUUAAAGAGACUUUGGCCCGGGGUUCCUCACAGUCUGCAUGGAAGGAAAGGGAUUAAUUUAUUCUGUCGGGAAGCUGCUUGGAGACCUUUUGAAGCCGGUGAGCAGAGUUAAAGAAACUCACCCAGGUGACAGUUCGUUGUCACCGGUCCUGCAGAUGUUUGUCAGGGAAAGGAGGUGGGGGUGACAGGGGGAGAGAGCACCCGCUCUGUUCAGCACCUGAGCACUUCAGGUGCGGGAGGGAGUCUGUUGGGUAAGGCACGGGCGUGCCCUGGCUUGGUGACAGAGCGGCAGUGCAGCCUCAGCUGGGCUGUGGGGGGCGCCCCAGGUGAGGGGGCGAGGGCCACGGGCAGGUGCACAGGUGCAGGCGGCGGUGGGCAGUGGCAGUUCUGCGGGGCAGAGGGUUUCAUCCGGAUGGAACAGGUGUCCUAAGGGGUGGAGGCCUAAAGAAAUUAUCUUUUUGCAAAAGAAAUAUUAAAUGAAUUAAUCUCCAUUUGUGUUAAUGUUUCAACUGUAUUUGUAUCAUAAUGUGUAACAUAAUUGUGUAACAAAAAUACCUACAAUAAAUCUUUUAGUAUUUGUGA
Molecule: messenger RNA, 6118 nt
Organism: Phyllostomus discolor (pale spear-nosed bat)
Lineage: Eukaryota; Metazoa; Chordata; Mammalia; Chiroptera; Phyllostomidae
Gene: YEATS2
Product: YEATS domain containing 2
Exons: 31
Coding region: 209-4453 (1414 amino acids)
Biological process (GO): regulation of transcription by RNA polymerase II; chromatin remodeling
Cellular component (GO): NuA4 histone acetyltransferase complex
Molecular function (GO): histone binding
Source: RefSeq, a predicted model, not a curated record